This is a messenger RNA of Penicillium cinerascens, 936 nucleotides long. Its product is annotated as urea carboxylase-associated family protein. The record is from RefSeq and is a predicted model, not a curated record. The coding region runs from base 1 to 936 and encodes 311 amino acids. Lineage: Eukaryota; Fungi; Ascomycota; Eurotiomycetes; Eurotiales; Aspergillaceae. The transcript has 2 exons.
AUGUCUGACCGUCGUCGACCUCCCCCAGCUUAUACUGCACCCCCGGAUUCGGGCAUCCACGCUACCUCGCAUCUCUACCGGUCUAUCUCCGAGACCGCAUCAGACCCAACGGCACGUCUCCCCAAGGAAUCAUUUACAAUCCGACCAUGCUCCGGACAGGCAUGGGUUGUGCCUGCCGGCCACAUCUGCCGCUUAACGACACCCAAGGGCCCGCAGGUGGGUGAUCUCAACAUCUGGAAUGCUAACAACCCACGGGAGAGAAUGUGGGCUGCACGUACCCGACAGAUCCACGCUUCUCACGUCUCCGUCGGUGAUCGUCUGUGGUCCAAUCUGCCCUAUCUGCGGCCUCUCGUGACUAUCACGGGAGACUCGCUUGGCGGCGGACAGUUGCAUGAUGUACUGGGACCGGAUGGGAAAAGAAAACCGGAUGUUGUAUUUGGCAACACGCAAUUCGGAGGACGAGUGCAUGACUUGUUGGGGACCCGAUGCGACCCCUACGUGAAUCUCCUGAUGGGCGGCGAGACCUUCGACUUCCACUGCCACUCGAACCUCACGCGCUCGGUGGUCCCCUACGGAUUGACGGAACUGGAUGUUCAUGACGUGUUAAAUGUGUUCCAGGUGACUGGGCUGGACGAGGAAGGAAAGUACUUCAUGGAAACUUCCCCCGCAAAAGCCGGAGAGUACUUUGAGUUCUUUGCCGAAGUGGACGUCCUCUGUGCGCUGUCGGCGUGCCCCGGGGGCGAUCUUUCCAACUGGGGAUGGGAUGACAAAGAGGGCGGUAUGGGGGCUACUUGCCGUCCGCUUGGAGUGGAGGUAUAUCAAUUGACGGAUGAGAAGGUCCUGAAGGGGUGGAAGGCACCGGAGAGCCCUAAAUACCGGGGGAUGCACGGAAUGAGCAUGCCACCUCGUGAACAGGAUAACUUCGUCGGACUUUAA